This is a messenger RNA of Doryrhamphus excisus (bluestripe pipefish), 4398 nucleotides long. Lineage: Eukaryota; Metazoa; Chordata; Actinopteri; Syngnathiformes; Syngnathidae. The record is from RefSeq and is a predicted model, not a curated record.
UUUAUAGGGGGCUCUGCUGCCAUCUGCUGUACGAUAGCGGAAAUGCGAGUUGGUUGCGCCUGUUGCCGCUGUGUAUUUCUCUUCUUCCUGGUUAGAGACUUGCCUCCGAGCUGCCGUUGUCGCCUGACAAUCUCCGAGACCCAAAAAAAAGCAAAGGAAUUCCAAACUGUCGAAGAAUGCCAGUAAACUCCACAGCUGAGGAUUAAAGCGCUCCAGAGUGUUGCCCUCGCCAUCUCCUUUUUUUUCGCAAAUGGCUUGCUGCCUGAAGGACGAGCUCCUCUGUUCCAUCUGCCUCAGCAUCUACCAGGACCCCGUCAGCUUCGGCUGCGAGCACUACUUCUGCCGCAAGUGCAUCACAGAGCACUGGAGCAGGCAGGAGCCUCACGCAGCGCGGGACUGCCCCGAGUGUCGGCGCACCUUCGCCGACCCGCUAUUGUCGCCCAGUUUAAAGCUGUCCAACAUUGUGGAGCGCUACUCGGCCUUCCCACUGGACGCCAUACUCAACGCUCAGAGGAGCCCGUAUCCCUGCAAGGACCACGAGAAGGUCAAGCUCUUCUGUCUCACCGACAAAAGCCUGGUGUGCUUCUUCUGCGACGAGCCGGCGCUUCACGAGCAGCAUCAGGUCACCACUAUUGACGAGGCCUACGAGGAGAUCCAGAGGGAGAUGAAGGAGCAGUUGGCCACCCUGCAGGACAGCGAGAAGGGUCACACCGAGGCCCUGCAGCUCCUGCAGAGACAACUCACCGAGACCAAGUCCUCAGCCAAAGGUCUCCGGGCCACCAUCGGUGACGCCUUCGAGCGCCUCCACCGCUUUCUGCGCGAGCGUCAGAAGAGCAUGCUGGAAGAGCUGGAGAUGGACACAGCACGCAAGCUCACCGAUAUCGAGCACAAGAUCCAGCGCUACAGCCAGCAGCUACGCGACGUCAAGGAGGGCAUCCAGAUCCUGCAGGAGCGCCUCGAUGAGACGGGGCGGCACGACUUCCUUGAGGGGGUGGCCAUUACGUCCGAAAGAAUCAAAGGGAAGAUACAUGAGACCAAUCUGACGUACGAAGAUUUCCCCACAUCCAAGUACAUGGGACCACUGCAGUACACCAUAUGGAAGUCGCUCUUCCAGGAUGUCUCUCCAGUGCCUGCUGCGCUGACCCUUGACCCCAUCACCGCCCACCAAAGACUCAUCCUGUCGGACGACUGCACCAUCGUUGCGUACGGCAACCUCCACCCGCAGCCCCUUCAGGACUCGCCGCGUCGCUUUGACGUGGAGGUAUCCGUCCUGGGCGCCGAGGGCUUCGCAUCGGGGGUACACUACUGGGAAGUGAUGGUGUCGGAGAAGACCCAGUGGAUGAUCGGCGUGGCCAGCGAGACGGUCAGCCGCAAGGGCAGCAUCCAAAUCCAGCCCGGCCGCGGCUUCUACUGUAUCGUCAUGCACGACGGAAACCAGUAUAGCGCUUGCACCGAGCCGUGGACCCGCCUGAACGUGAAGAGUAAGCUGGAGAAGGUAGGCGUCUACUUGGACUACCCAAAAGGUCUUCUCAUCUUCUACAACGCAGACGACAUGUCCUGGCUUUACACCUACCGGGAGAAAUUCCCUACCAAGGUCUUCCCUUACUUCAGUCCGGGUCAGAGCCACGCCAACGGAAAGAACGUGCAGCCGCUGCGAAUCAACACAGUGCGCCUUUAAGACCUGGAAUAUGACAACAAAGAUGUCCGGGAAAUCUGUUCAACAUCUUAACGUUUCUUGUGACUUGUGAAGAUCUUUUAAUGCGAGGAUGGCGCGAGAUAGGAGGGAAAUCGCCGCUUCCUGCUUCUCGUCCAUCUUGAAGCAAUGUGACAGUGAAUGUUACACAGAACAUGAUGAUGUCAUCAUGUUCUCCCCUCCUAUGUCCACCCUGGACCGGCCAACCUAGAGCCAGAAGCCAGAGUCCACAUCCUUAUUUACCAAUCCAGUCCUUCCCUUUUGGAUGUGUGCACCCCCAGUCGCCCACAGACAAUGCUGCUAUUGGUGGAGAAAGGACCUGGUUCUAUAUAUACGUAGUACAUGUCAUGUGACACAUUGGUGGCGCCCCCUAUGGGUUGUGGUCUAAUUGCUAUUACUAUACUGAUGUCCUCAAGGUUUUAUAGUCUAUCUUCAAUAUUUGCUGGGCUGCAUCUUCCGAUUCUCAAUUUAACAGGAUGUCAUCAAAGCCACUGUCUCAUGGUGCAACCAAAAAUAACCCAAAUACGAGUAACACACGUGGAACUGCAUAGACACGUACUAAUACACAUGCAGUACACGACUAUUUUAAACUAAUGUAUAUACCCACAAGGUAUGUUUGGUAGCUUCAUAUUUGGGAAGUGUUGCUUCCCAGCAUACCUUGCGGGUUAUAAAUUGGUAUAAAAUAGUAUUGUUAUUGCAUGUAUAUUAUUGGUGUGUCAGCCUGGAAUUUUUCCACGUGUUUUUGGUUGCACAUUUGGGUUGAUGAUCUCCUUUCGGUUUGUUUUGUACCAUAUGAGUAAGGAGUGGUGUAGAUAUCGAUGAAGAACACCUCCAGGUGCAAGUUGGGGUUUGCAUCAGACUAUUUUCUGUGCAAAUCACGGCAGGUUUUCCCACUUAAAGUCAUGUUUUUAUUAAAAAUGGGCUAAUUCGCAGGGUUGCAAAUGCAAUCUUCCAUGCAGUCCUUCUGACCCGUGAGGUGUAUUUGUCAGAAAAAUGGCAGCACUUGGCGACACAGUAUAAGUAAGGGGUGCAUGAUUUGACACAUUGGCAACCUUUUGUGUGCAGCGGUGUUGGUUUAAAAGUGUUUAAAUGUCUACCCUUCCAACUGGUUUCUGAUGCUACUAAACGAUAUUGAGUCCAGGGUAGGUGCGAAAAUGCUAAUCCGUGUGGCAACGUUGACGACGGUUCCCAUGAGAUUCACACGUAUUUGUCCUCUCCACGUGCCUCCAAGCGCCGGGCUUUAUCAGCACAUGUCCUGCAGAAUCUCCACUAAGAGCCUCUUGUCCUGCAGCCAAAUCCAACAUACUGGUAGAUUUGUGUGUUUGUGUGUAUGGUGGUGGUGGGGGGGGGGUUAGCCAGCCACGUGGCACGGAGGUAUAUUUGCCUCGACUAUCAUUUCCAAUCCAGCAACAAUCCCAUCUGGAGAUCCGAGCACACGCCCCUUGCAUCAUACCAAAAAGCCUAAAUAAUGAAACGCCAUGUUUGCACCUUUUUACCCGUCAGCUCCAGCAGGAUGGGAUUGGACGAGGGUCCAUGUAAGGACAUUCCAAAUGUUUCUUUUUGUUUUCUUUGAAGUUGCAGGGUUUCUGAUGUACAAUCUGCUUUAAAACCAACAGCCAGGACCACCAACCCCCCAACCCCCACCAGGGCCGCAUCCUUGACCAGUUUUGUUUAAAUGUUACAAAUGAGAUUAAUGUAUCUUGCCAUCCAGUCAGUGGGGAUAGAAACAUGUUUAUGAUGAUAAUGACUAUGACACUUUUAAUGAUUAUAUUAUUGAUGAUUGUGUCCUUUAUUAUGGAUGGCCGCUGUGCACCCAUCCACGUGUAAACAAACACUCCUACACUAUGCUGCUGGAGACUGUAAUGUACAAUAAAUGAAUUCAUCCACAGGUUUUUUGUGUACAUUAUUUGCCUAGUUUAAUACAUAAAUACAUAAAAAUGAUAUUUGCAUCACCCGGCGGUGUUUUGAGGUUCGCAAUGUGGAUUAGUUUUACUAAAUGACACGAAUGUCAAGGAAAAAAGCAGGGGGUUAAGAGGGAUUAUACAGUUUUAGAAUGCCGUGUCUGUGGUGGAUGUGUUCAAAUUGUCAGGAAAAUCCAUACACUAGUUGCUGCCGUGUGUGUGUGUAUGUGUGUGUGUGUGUGUGUGUACUGGCAGAAGUGAUGAUGCGUCAUUGUAAGAAUUAAGGAUGCAUUGUGAAAAGGAAAAUGUCAGAAUGAAAAAGGUAAAUCUGUCGUUUCCUGGCGCGGUCACUAAGCUCUUAUUGGAAAAUAUUUGCUUGCUAGAGCGCCCUCUAUUGUCGGCUUUUAUAAUUUUCUUCUUUGCAUGCCAUAUUCUGUGUGUGUGUGCGUGUGUAUAUGUGUGUUUAUACAUACAUAGACACGCACACACACACGUAUGAAUAAAUAUGUGUUAUAUAAUUCAUAGAUUUGAACUCAAAAUGAAAAAGAGUUCAAACCAAAUUAUUAUAUUGAAAGAAAUAAUAUACAUUAUUUUAAAUGACAAAACAAAACUUUAUUUCAAUAGUUUCAAUACAAUUUACAAUUUUUUUUAAUCCGAUUAAGUUGUAGAUUGUUGUUUUUUGAAAAAAAUUAUUUUACCUUUCAUUUUUUUCACAUCUGUGAUGACAGCCACGCCCACUUGUUUAAUUGAACAAACCGUAAUCGCCAGUGUUAAUACUAGUUAAAAAAAAAAAAAAAGUCCCCC